Meyerozyma guilliermondii ATCC 6260 is the source of this 954-nucleotide messenger RNA. RefSeq names its product PAQR-type receptor. The transcript has a single exon. Gene Ontology annotation, molecular function: signaling receptor activity. Bases 1 to 954 code for a protein of 317 amino acids. Lineage: Eukaryota; Fungi; Ascomycota; Pichiomycetes; Serinales; Debaryomycetaceae. Gene Ontology annotation, cellular component: membrane. The record is from RefSeq and is a predicted model, not a curated record.
AUGAGCAGUUUGAAGCAAAGAACGAAAACAACAACCAAACCGGCUCCGGAAGUAGUUGAACAGGUCCCUGGGACACGCAAGCUUUUGUAUUACUAUAACUUGGAAGAAUGGCGUAAAGAUAAUCAUUACAUUCUUUCUGGAUAUGUGCCUCAGACCAAUUCGUUCAGAAAGUGUUUUGACUCGUUGUUUUACAUUCACAAUGAAACCGUGAAUAUUUGGUCACAUUUGAUCCCCUCCUUGAUUGUGCUUGCUGCUAUUUUCAUUUAUGUCAAUGACUACUUGGUAAUUUACCCCACUCAUCUUGGAUGGGAAAAGCUCAAUUUUCUUCAAUUUGGAAUUGCUGCCACAUGUUGUAUGGGCUUGUCGUCCAUCUUUCAUGGGUCCAAAAGCCAUUCACCACGCGUGAGUAAAUUUGGAAAUCAAUUGGACUAUUUUGGUAUCAUAAUCAUGAUAACGUGCUCGUUAAUCUCCAUCAUCUUGUUCGCCUUCUAUGAUGAGCCAGUAUACAAGUAUGGCUUUAUUUCCCUCUUUUUGGUCCUAGGAGGAAUUUGUUCCUUUCUUACCUUGGACUCGCAGUUUGCAACCCCAACUUACAGGCCAUUGAGGUCUGGGAUGUUCAUUUUGUUCGGCCUCUCCGGUGUUUUGCCAGUCGCAGCUGCAACUUACAUGUAUGGGUUAGAGACUGCGAUUGAACGUUCCAACGCUUGGUACUUGGUGGGUGAAGGUUUCUUCUACAUAUUCGGUGCUGCUAUGUAUGCGAUGAGAGUUCCUGAGCGGUUUACCCAUGUCGAAGUGGAUGAAGAAACCUACAAGAAGUCACCCACAGCUGGAAAAUUGGAUAUAAUUGGUAACUCUCAUCAAAUCUUGCACGUAGGUGUUGUUAUUGCAGCAUAUUGCCACUGGUGUGCCUUGUUGGGAUGCUAUCAUUACCUCCACCAAAAGACCUUAGCUUAG